CGCUGGUUAUCGUGCCUCAUCUCGGAGCGUCUUUGAUAGCAAAUGUGGACAAGGUACUUUGUCGACGAAUUGCAUUGCAAGGAAAUCCAUGAGAUGUUCGCGGACUGGGACCGUCGCCAAUGCUCUCCUGGAGGUCAAGCACUUACAGGACCUUUGGUAUCAUCAUAUUGUCCGGCUCGUAGGAACUUACCUCCGUGGCUGUGAUUUUGCCCUGCUUAUGUACCCAGUUGCGGACUAUCGCCUAGGCCAAUUUCUGCAAGAUACAGUUGACUUACCGUCGUGGAAUCGGUACCCUCGUGUCGCUUUCCUCGUAGGCAGCAUGAGCUGCAUAGCCUCUGCGAUUCGCUACGUUCAUGAUCACACAAGGAAGCACAUGGACACAAAACCGCAAAAUAUCCUUGUCCAAAUUGAGAUUGUCGUAAGCUUCGACCGAUAUCGGUGGAAAGUAUAUAUCCGGAACCAUAUGUCUACUCUCGUGAAGACGAACAAUUGAAGAAAGUGCCAGCUCAGCGUUCAAAUGAACACGGCCAUCGACAAUAUUGGAUACUGCGACAUCAGCAGCAGGAGACUAACUGUCAUCACCAUGUUGCUACAUACCUUCCAAUCGGUUGUCUCACGUACACACAUA
This is a messenger RNA of Macroventuria anomochaeta, 628 nucleotides long. RefSeq lists its product as uncharacterized. Gene Ontology annotation, molecular function: ATP binding; protein kinase activity. Gene Ontology annotation, biological process: protein phosphorylation. The coding region runs from base 89 to 493 and encodes 134 amino acids. The transcript has a single exon. Lineage: Eukaryota; Fungi; Ascomycota; Dothideomycetes; Pleosporales; Didymellaceae. The record is from RefSeq and is a predicted model, not a curated record.